AUGUCUUCUAUAAUCAUUGAUAAAUUAAAGGAAAUUGAGCAGUCGAAUAAAAAUGGGAACUGUGACUAUUACACAUCUAAAGAGAUAUCAAAUUGUGAAUUAAAGAGUAGAUCGGUCUGUCGGACACAGUCUAGAGAACAUACACCCUCCAUUUUAACAAACAAUGAUGGUUGUGAUUACCACCAAGAGUACCACACAGUCAAAGUUUGGGCAGGCAAGUUAAGAUCGCUCAAAUCUGAGCAAAGGCUGUAUGCCGAAAAAGCGAUAUACGAUGUAUUAUUUGAAGCACAGCUGGGAAACUUGAAUAAAUCCAGCGUGAAAAUUAAUAACAGAAUUUUUCAUACAAAACAGCCUCAUUCCAUAUUUAAUUCGUGUAAUAAUAACCCUUCAGAACGACCUAUUGAGAUAAUUGAUAACCAUUUACCAUCUUCUCAAAAUGACGAACAUGAAAAUCGUUCGUCAGAAAUUAUUAUUGCUGAGUCUUUUCCCACAGACAUUGGUGCUCUUUCAUCGGAGUGUCAAGUCACACUGGACGACAUACCGGAUUUAAACACUGAUACUGGGCAGAAAAGACAGAAGAAAUUCGUUGAUAUUGUGCCUUCAUUAGUUCUUCCAGUUUCUUCAAGAUCUCAGUCAUGGCCAUACGGUCAAACAGUUAGUGAAAACACUAUCGACAAAAAUGAUAGUGAAGAAACUAUAGACAAGAAUGAUUCUUUCUCUGGGACUAUUGCCACAAAUAUGCCAGAACAAAUACUGAUACAAUUGAGUAGUGACACGAAGAAUACAAUGCAAAGUUUCAACAUUAAAGAUUCUUCCGAAAUUCUUCCGCUGUAA
Molecule: messenger RNA, 834 nt
Organism: Arctia plantaginis
Lineage: Eukaryota; Metazoa; Arthropoda; Insecta; Lepidoptera; Erebidae
Source: the annotation of a GenBank genome assembly